AUGAAGACUUCUCCUUCAUGGGAAGUAAGACCUUACUGGGUUUCUCUCCAUGGAGAUGUUAUACAAAAUCAUCACCAAUUCCGGACAGUAUUCUCAGAUCCAGAUCCAAAACCUCUCCGCCCAAGCUUGAAGACCUCUUCCCUUUGGAAUGGAGAAGAGCUCUCAUGGAUGACAAAAACGAGCUUCUGUACAUGGACUGGUGUCACGUGCGACAUCUCUCGCCGGCAUGUGACCUCUCUUGACCUCUCCGGCCUCAUCCUUUCCGGCGUUCUCUCUCCAGACAUCUCCGGUCCAAUCCCGCCGGAGAUCUCGAAGCUCUUCGGGCUUCGUCACUUGAAUCUCUCAAAUAAUGUCUUCAACGGUUCGUUCCCCGAUGAGAUUUCAUCUGGACUAGUGAAUCUCCGCGUUCUUGAUGUCUACAACAACAAUUUGACCGGAGAUUUGCCGCUUUCCGUCACAAAUCUGACUCAGCUCCGUCAUCUCCACCUCGGCGGGAACUACUUCUCCAGUCAGAUCCCAUCGUCUUACGGAAGCUGGCCGGUUAUCGAGUAUCUUCGCUUCUCCUCUCAGAUCUGGCCUCCCUCUCAUGCUUCUCACUAUGUGCUCAUCUCAGGAGCAAGCCGUGAACUUUGA
This is a messenger RNA of Eutrema salsugineum, 633 nucleotides long. Its product is annotated as leucine-rich repeat receptor-like serine/threonine-protein kinase BAM1. Gene Ontology annotation, molecular function: protein binding. The transcript is spliced from 2 exons. The record is from RefSeq and is a predicted model, not a curated record. The coding region runs from base 1 to 633 and encodes 210 amino acids. NCBI's taxonomy places the organism in Eukaryota, Viridiplantae, Streptophyta, Magnoliopsida, Brassicales, Brassicaceae.